This is a messenger RNA of Cinara cedri, 377 nucleotides long. NCBI's taxonomy places the organism in Eukaryota, Metazoa, Arthropoda, Insecta, Hemiptera, Aphididae. The record is from the annotation of a GenBank genome assembly.
CUCAUAAACAACUAAAAUUGAGUGAGGUUGGUAAAGUACAACCAACCAAAAAGUUGAAUCAAGAUCAAUUUGAUAGGGAAAAUAUAAAACUAAUAAUUGAAACUGUAUCACCUUUUUCAUUUAUCGAAUAUCCUGCAUUUAUAAACUACUGUAGUGUGACAUCUAAUAAAGUUCCNUAUUCAACAACAGAAAUAAAUUCUCAAGAAUAUAAUCUACAAUCUACAUCUAGUGCUUUGUCUAGAGAAUGUCCCAGCACUAAUAGUGAUUCCGAGGAUGAUUUUUUUAGUUUUGGGGAAAAUAGUUCUGAUACAAAUGUUGAUAUCAAACUUCUGGUCAAUAAUUAUUUGUCUAAUGGAAAUUUAAAAUCUCCAUUAUAA